AUGGCCGUCUCUGUAAACUCGACCUUGACCUUUGAGGGACUGUCUAAUGGGCUCCGCAUCUUUCAUUCAGUCUGCUCCAUCACAAUUGCUGUGGCGGGGACUGUAGGCAACAGCUUCAGUAUCUACAGGUUGACUCAGAAGGGUAGAAAACACCAAACCUGUAACAUAUACCUUGCAAACCUCAGCGUCAACAACCUUCUCAGCUCAGGAAUCAUUCUUCCCCUCAUCGCCAUCAACUCUUUCUUCAAUGGUUGGAUCUAUGGAACAUUGUUCUGCAAAUUCUUUGCAUAUUUUACGUAUACCAACAUUUGUGCCGAGAUGAACGCUUUUAACCUUCUGACCUUCAACCGUUUCCUGAAAAUAGUUCAUCCCAAGACUUACAACACUGUGUAUGAGAAGACGAGGAAUAACAUCAUUCUCAUAGCUUUUGGCUGGGUGAUGUAUGCCGUGGUCUUCAUCUUUCCAGCGACCGACGUUCUGGGUCAUUUUGGGUACGACCCUGACAAGAACUAUUGUGCAAUUGAAAGAAAAGACAAAUUUGCCAAGAUUAUUGCUGGGUGUAUUCUUUCAACGACAGUUCCAAUCAUCAUCGUCAGCUACGUAUCGCUAUUUUGCACUUACAAGAAAUCCAAGCAGAAGAUAGCGGAUUAG
Molecule: messenger RNA, 651 nt
Organism: Haliotis rubra (blacklip abalone)
Lineage: Eukaryota; Metazoa; Mollusca; Gastropoda; Lepetellida; Haliotidae
Product: protein trapped in endoderm-1-like
Exons: 1
Coding region: 1-651 (216 amino acids)
Biological process (GO): G protein-coupled receptor signaling pathway
Cellular component (GO): membrane
Molecular function (GO): G protein-coupled receptor activity
Source: RefSeq, a predicted model, not a curated record